UAUUUGUUUUUGAUAAUGCAAAGCUCUCUUCCUUGAAUAUCCUUGCGCGUCUUCAUGAUCACAUGGAUGUUUAUUCUCCUUCUUUCUUCUCUCUCUUUCUCUCAAAUUUUAAUCUCCAGAUAUUUUUGACUCAGGGAUCAACAAAACCCAGUUUUUUUUUUCUUGUCAAAUUACUCUGUUUUGAGAUCUCUGUUUUAACCGGCUUUGUAGAAUUAUGUCUUUGAGAUCAGAAUCUUCAACGGCAGAGAAGAUAACAGAGGAUCCGCUGACGUAUAAGACGGCUCAAAGCAGCGUGACGUGCAUCUACCAAGCACACAUGGUUGGUUUCUGGAGAAACGUUAGGGUUCUUUGGUCUAAAAAUCUCAUGAACCAUUCCUUAACCGUGAUGGUCACUAGCGUACAAGGCGAUAUGAAUUACUGUUGCAAGGUUGAUCUUAAGCCAUGGCACUUUUGGAAUAAGAAAGGAUACAAAUCGUUUGAGGUCGAAGGAAACCAAGUAGAUGUGUAUUGGGAUUUUAGGUCUGCUAAAUUCAAUGGCGGGCCUGAGCCGAGCUCGGACUUUUACGUGGCGCUUGUAUCGGAGGAGGAGGUUGUUUUGUUGUUGGGUGAUCACAAGAAGAAAGCUUUUAAGAGAACUAAAUCUAGACCUUCUUUGGUUGACGCUGCCUUGUUCUACAAGAAAGAGAAUGUGUUUGGGAAGAAGAGUUUUUCGACUAGGGCUAAGUUCCAUGAUAGGAAGAGAGAGCAUGAGAUCGUAGUGGAGAGCUCGACGGGGGCGAAGGAUCCAGAGAUGUGGAUUAGCGUGGAUGGGAUAGUUUUGGUUCAGGUGAGAAAUCUGCAGUGGAAAUUCAGAGGGAAUCAGACGGUUUUGGUUGAUAAAGAACCUGUUCAAGUGUUUUGGGAUGUGUAUGAUUGGUUGUUCAGCUCACCCGGUACAGGUCACGGCUUGUUCAUCUUUAAACCGGAGAGCGGUGAAAGCGAAACGAGCAAUGGAACCAAAGAUAGUAGUGUUUCUUCUUCGUCUGAUUUUUGUCUAUUCCUUUAUGCUUGGAAAUUGGAGUAAGUCUAAAUGUUUUCAUUCCAAAAGCUUGCAUUCUUUUUUGGCCUGACUGUAAAUUCACAUUCAACAUCAAUCUUAGUGUGUGACCGACUCUUGAUAAUUUGAGUAGUCAAAUUCA
Arabidopsis lyrata subsp. lyrata is the source of this 1178-nucleotide messenger RNA. RefSeq lists its product as uncharacterized. The record is from RefSeq and is a predicted model, not a curated record. Lineage: Eukaryota; Viridiplantae; Streptophyta; Magnoliopsida; Brassicales; Brassicaceae. The transcript has a single exon. The coding region runs from base 215 to 1063 and encodes 282 amino acids.